Molecule: messenger RNA, 2829 nt
Organism: Cladocopium goreaui
Lineage: Eukaryota; Dinophyceae; Suessiales; Symbiodiniaceae
Source: the annotation of a GenBank genome assembly
AUGGGAAUACCUCGCCCUGUACUGACUUUGUUGCUCGUGCUAGCUUUGCAGCCUGCGGAUGCAUUUGUCCUUGCAAUCGACCUUGGCUCCCAGUUCUUUAAGGCUGCAAUAGUCGCUCCAGGCAGACCGUUUGAGGUGGUGCACAACACGCACUCAAAGCGCAAGACACCCACAGCGGUCUCCUUUCAAGAAGUGGUUCGGACUUUUGGAGACGAUGCCGUGAGUAGCGCAGCGAAAGGAGUUGGGAAGACUCCAAUGUUCUUUACGCUGGCCCUCGGCAAAAACUUCUCUGGCAUUUCAGAGGAGAAGCUGAGCUUGUUGUCACCCAGGUAUUUUCCAUACGAUCUGGGUCUUCAUGAUUCUGGUAGCUUACUCUUUCGAACAGGUCAAACCGACUAUACUGUUCAGGAGGUGACCGCGCACCUCCUCAAUUUUGCUCAGGAGCUAGCGGAGGCAACUGUGGAUGGUGUUGCAGUGUCUGAAGCAAUCCUCACAGUUCCCUCCUCCGCAACAAUGCUGCACCGGCGAGCGCUCCUUGAUGCAGCAAAGAUUGCAGGGUUACCCCGACCACAAUUGAUUCAUGAAACAUCGGCUGCAGCGCUUCACCGUGCGCUGGACCUUUCACUUGGAGGUGCGGGGAGUGCAGCUACGAAUACUUCUGAGGAAAUUAGAGCCAACAGGUCCACAGUACUUUUCUUCAAUAUGGGCAGCAGGCAUGUUGAGGCUUGUGUUGUGGAUUACCAAGGAGCAACAUAUCAGAACAAGGAUACAGUGGCCAUGAAUGUUGCUGGUUGUGGCACUAGUGCGAGCUUGGGAGGACACCAGGUUGAUCUCAUUAUCGCUGACCAGAUGCUCGAGUCAUUCAAGGCGAAACACCCAAAGCUGAAGGACGUGGACAAGUCCGUGAGAGCCUUGAAAAAGUUAGAGAAGCAGGCACUCGCAUUGAAACAUGUUCUCAGUGCAAACAAAGAAGGCCUCUUCCGAGUUGAGUCACUGUAUGAGGACACGGAUUUUGCUCAACAGGUCACCCGAGAUCAGCUUGAGAGUUGGACUGCAGAUUUAUUCUCCGAUUUGCGGAAGCCUCUGGAGGAUGCACUGAGACUUGCAAGCAAAAGCUUCGAUGACUUGGAAGCUGUGGAGAUGGUUGGGGGCGGCUGGCGCAUUCCAAAGAUCCAAUCCAUGUUGGUCGACUACCUAAAGGAGCGCCGCUCUCAAGAUGCUACAGAUUUGGUUUUGAGCCAGCACGUCAAUGGAGAUGAGGCAAUGGCAACAGGUGGGGCUUGGUAUGGCGUGAAUUCCUCUGUGAGUUUCCGUGCAAAAAAGAUCUACUUCACCGACAUGAUGAUACAUGCUUAUGACCUACUGCUGGAGCCCUUGAAUGCCUCCCAGCCACAUGAAAGUGGUUGGAUGCGAGGCGUCGAGCUAUUUCCAGCUUUGGGCAAGUUGCGAGCCAAGAAGACUGUGAAGAUGAACAUAUCCUUUGACCUUAAGGCCACACUGUUGGAGAAUGGGACACCAAUCUGCUACUGGGAGUUUCCUGGAAUAUAUGCUGCCACACAGCAGUACGAGGACUUGAAGGAGCCGCUGAUUUCUUUGAAGUUUGAAUUGAGCGGCAGUGGGGUUGUCCAGGUAUCAAGUGCAACAGCCAUCUUUGACCAGCCCAUGCCAGUGAAAAGCAUUGACAAGAACACACCUUUGGAAAAUGAAAGUGCAGAGGAAGAAAAUUCAAGCAAUGUGGAGGAGGAGGCUGACUCAAUACCUCAGGCUGAUUCUGAUGGAGAUGGAGCUGAGGGAACCAAGGAGGACUCAAAGGAAGGGCAGCCAGAAAGCAAUGGAGAGGCUACAAACAAGGAACCAAAGAUCAAGAUCAAAAAGCUGAAAGUUCCCUUGGAUGUGGCCGAAACCUUUGAUGGUAUUUACCCACGUUUCCUAUCCGCAGAAGAGAAGUCCCAGGCACGCAAUCGCUUGCUUGAAAUGCGUGAAGUGGACAAGGAAAUCCAGAAAACCAACGCUGUGAAGAAUCAGUUGGAAAGCUACAUCUACGAAUCCAGGGACAAAAUCACCGAUGAGAACUCAUUGGUCGUCAGUACUGAGGAGCAGCGUAGUGCUGUGAUGGAACAACUGCAGGCCAUGGAGGAUUGGAUGUGGGAGGAGGAGGCACAGAUGGCAAACGCAACCGUCCUGCAGCAAAAGCUGUCCCUUCUGCAGGACCAUGUCCGGCCAAUCCUGCAGAGAGCUCACGAGAUGGAACAGCGUGCCCUGCUUCCAGAACUAGUUGACAAAAUCUGGAAUGGCGUGAACGCAACGCUUGGAUAUGUGAUGAAGAACAUGACCUGGGUUGCAGAGAAGGAGACUUCUGGGGUUGCUGACCUGAUGAAGAACUUCACUCUUUGGUAUGAAAAUGUCACCAAUGAACAGGUAAAACGAGAUUUGACGCAGGAUCCAGCUUUCUACGCGAUUGACGCCAUGCGGCGGCUGGAGCACAUGAGGUCGGAAGCACUGCGACUCACAAAGAUCAAGAAGGUGGACCCUGUGCCGUACAGUGAUGCUGGUCGCGACUAUUGGAAGGAUCCCAAAAUGAGAGAGUUCUACGAGCAGUACUACAAGAAUUUCAGCCGCAAUGGAACAAACUACUCUGAAUUCUUCAGGAACUUCAACUUCUCCGACUUCAACUUUAGCGGAAAUGGCAGUGGAGACUCCGAUGACUACAUGCGGUCUUUCCGAGACUUUUACAAAUCCAAUACUUCAGAGAAAAAGCAGGAUGAGAAUUCCACAGAGAAUGCUGGCAGCAAGUCAGAAGACAACGACCCGAGCAAUCCUGAGCUGUAG